Cotesia glomerata is the source of this 1085-nucleotide messenger RNA. Its product is annotated as protein THEM6. The coding region runs from base 326 to 922 and encodes 198 amino acids. The record is from RefSeq and is a predicted model, not a curated record. NCBI's taxonomy places the organism in Eukaryota, Metazoa, Arthropoda, Insecta, Hymenoptera, Braconidae. The transcript is spliced from 2 exons.
UGCGGAAAGAACCUGUUUGAUAAUUACACGCGAAUGAUGCGUUGACUAUUGACCCAAUAGGCAGCCGGUUGGUGGGAGAAAAGCGGGAUUUCAAUGUAAGUGCUAUGCUACUAUACGGUACACUUUCUGUACUGGUGUACAUGAACUACAUCACGCGGCAUAACAGUUAACUCUAAAGUCUUUAACUUUAGUUUUAGUUUAUCAUUCAAGCUCAGUACUUUAACAACUAAUCUGUUAUUUACUAAUUGCAAAGUGCAGUUAUUGUUCAUCAAAUCUGCAACUUUGAUAAAUUCGGCCAAUAGUUUAAAUAAUUUAAAUAUCAAAAAUGGUGUGUGCGUGUACUAUGACAAUAAUUGCAAUUCUUUAUAUUUUAUUCGAUGUUAAUUAUUUUUUGAGAAUAGCUUUUACAAUCGGUUGGGGCAGACUUUUUCAAAAAAAGAAGAAAGUUUUUGAAAAAACUACUAUUUAUGGCAUUUGUACAUCCCAAGACGUGGAUAUAUUUUUAAAGCACAUGAACAACGCCCGAUACCUCCGCGAGCUGGAUUUCGCGCGAUUCCACUACUACGAUAGAUCGGGAAUCUACGGGGAAGUGAGUCGCAGAGGUGGAGGCGCAGUUCAAGGUGCAUCAUCGACUCGUUAUCGACGAGCGCUGCCUAUUUUUACACCUUACAAAGUGACCACGCAGUUGAUUUACUGGGACGAGAAAAACUUUUACCUCGAACACGAGUUCAUCAGUCUGUCAGACAAUUUCGUCCGCGCAGUCGUCCUCAGCAAGCAGACGGUCACCGGGUUAAAGGUCCCCGUGUCGGAGGUGAUCGCUAAGGUCGAGCCCUCUGCCCAGAGGCCGGAGAUGUCCAACGAGCUCAAGUUGUGGCUCGACUCCAUGGAAGAAUCCUCACAAAAAUUGAGGAAACGCAGCUAAACUAAUUUUCAAAUUUAUUUUUUUAUUUUUAAUAUAUUUUUUCAAUAUUUCUUAUUUAUAAUUAUUAUUUUAUUGUCUUAGGUGAUUGAAAAGGCUGUUGAUAUUUACUUAAUAGCUUAAUUUUCUAUAUAUUAUUGUAACUAAAUUUUAUAAACAAUUUUAU